AUGCCUUGUUUCGGGCAGCCUACACACUUCCAGAGUCUGAUACUUCUGCAGUGGCCCUUGAGCUACCUUGUCAUAGUUUUUAUCUUGCAGCCAUUGUUCAUUUGCUUGCUGUUUACAUCCUUGUGGCCGCUGCCAGUGCUUUACUUUACCUGGUUUUUCUUGGACUGGAAGACCCCAGAUCAAGGUGGCAGGCGUUCAGGCUGGGUAAGGAACUUGUGUAUCUGGACCCACCUCAGGGACUAUUUCCCCAUUACGAUCCUGAAGACUAAAAACCUGUCACCUGAGCACAACUACAUCAUGGGGGUUCAUCCUCAUGGCCUCUUGACCUUUGGACCCUUCUGCAACUUCUGCACUGAAGCCACAGGCUUCUCGAAGAUCUACCCAGGCAUCACUCCCUACUUGGCCACACUGUCCUGGUUCUUCAGGGUCCCCUUUGUUAGGGAGUACCUCAUGGCCAAAGGUGUGUGCUCCGUGAGUCAGCCAGCUAUCGACUACCUGCUAAGCCAUGGCACUGGCAACCUUGUGGGCAUCGUAGUAGGAGGGGUGGGAGAGGCCCUGCAAAGUGUGCCCAACACCACCACCCUCAUCCUCCAGAAGCGCAAGGGGUUUGUGCGCACAGCCCUCCAGCAUGGGGCUCAUCUGGUCCCCACCUUCACUUUUGGAGAAACUGAGGUAUAUGAUCAGGUGCAAUUCCAUAAGGACAGCUGGAUGUACAAGUUCCAGAGCUCCUUCCGCAGAAUCUUUGGUUUCUAUUUUUGUGUCUUCUAUGGAAGAGGCUUCUGCCAAGGCUCCUAUGGGCUCCUGCCAUACUCGCUGCCUAUCGUCACUGUGGUUGGGGAGCCUCUGCCACUGCCCAAAAUUGAAAAACCAAGCCAGGAAAUGGUGGACAAAUACCAUGCACUCUAUAUGGAUGCCCUGUGCAAACUGUUUGACCAGCAUAAGACCCAGUAUGGCUGCUCAGAGGCCCAAAAGCUGAUUUUCCUGUGA
Molecule: messenger RNA, 987 nt
Organism: Zalophus californianus (California sea lion)
Lineage: Eukaryota; Metazoa; Chordata; Mammalia; Carnivora; Otariidae
Gene: AWAT1
Product: acyl-CoA wax alcohol acyltransferase 1
Exons: 7
Coding region: 1-987 (328 amino acids)
Biological process (GO): lipid metabolic process
Cellular component (GO): endoplasmic reticulum membrane
Molecular function (GO): long-chain-alcohol O-fatty-acyltransferase activity
Source: RefSeq, a predicted model, not a curated record